AUGGGUUCUCCGCGCGGUGCGGACGACCACCCGCCACGCCACUGCUUCGGCCGCUUCCCCGCCCAGGACCGACAUCGGGACCCGUCCUCGGACGACCGGCUCUUCGGCGGCCCCGAGAACCUCGCCGCACACCCGAGGCGCGCCCCGCUGGAGCAGGCGAGGCGCGCCGCGCUGGAUGAGGCUGCGGCGGCGCCGACGCAGGGCGUGCGGCGGCCGCCAGGGCUGCGCAGGGCGGCCGCGACCACCCGCGGUGCCGGGGCUGGCACGCCCGCGGCCGGCACCGGCGAGGCCAGCACGUCUUCUCCCCGCUUAUCCAGCAGCGGCACCGAAGCUGGCACGUCCGCGACAGCUGAGCUCCAAUGA
Messenger RNA from Prorocentrum cordatum, 363 nucleotides. Lineage: Eukaryota; Dinophyceae; Prorocentrales; Prorocentraceae. The record is from the annotation of a GenBank genome assembly.